AUGGAAAGCUACAAAGCUCAAGGAUUAAGCGGAGACCGGUUCCAUUUCGACGAAAACGGCGACGGUCCUGCCAGAUAUAAAAUAAAACAUUUCAAGCAAGUUUCCGAGGGAAAAUUCGAGUGGAUAACGGUGGGGGAGUAUCUCGAGGGGGUGCUCCAAUUGAACAUGUCAGCUAUUCAGUUCAAGGCUGGUCAUCCAACUCUACCAGAAUCAGUGUGCAGCUUCCCCUGUCACUUAGGCCAAGCGAAAAAGUAUGUCGAGGGGGAGAGUUGUUGCUGGCACUGCUUCAACUGCACUCAGUAUCAGAUCCGCCACCCCACCGACCCCACUCAGUGCCAGAAGUGUCCCCAAGGAACAAUUCCUGACCCGCACCACGUCAAUUGCAACGACAUCCCGGAGGAGUUCCUUCAGCUCGACAGCGGCUGGGCCAUCGGAGCCAUGGCUCUCAGUUCGACUGGGGUGCUGAUCACUAUCUUCAUCUUCGGAGUGUUCGUCAAGUACAACGAAACACCUGUGGUGAGGGCAUCUGGAAGAGAACUGAGCUACGUACUGCUGAGCGGGAUUCUGAUGUGCUACGGGGUGACAUAUGCAUUGGUGCUCAAGCCGAAUGAUAUCGUUUGCGGGGUACAGAGAUUCGGAGCAGGAUUCUGCUUCACCGUCGUGUACGCUGCAUUAUUAACAAAAACCAACCGCAUUUCUCGGAUUUUCAAUGCGGGAAAACACUCAGCCAAGAGGCCCAACUUCAUAUCCCCUCGCUCUCAGCUUGUUAUUUGUUUCGGAUUGGUUGGAGUCCAGGUACUGAUCAACGGCAUCUGGAUGAUUAUCUCACCUCCCAGAGCGAUCCACCAUUAUCCCACCAGGGAAGAUAAUCUGCUCGUAUGCUCGUCCUACAUCGAUGCAUCAUAUAUGAUAGCUUUCACCUACCCCAUUUUUCUCAUAGUCAUAUGUACGGUGUACGCCGUUCUGACGAGAAAGAUACCGGAGGCAUUCAACGAAUCGAAACAUAUAGGUUUCACCAUGUAUACGACCUGCGUAAUCUGGCUAGCUUUCGUCCCGCUCUACUUCGGAACUGCAAAUCACGUUGCAUUGCGAAUUACAAGCAUGUCUGUCACUAUCAGCCUAUCUGCAAGCGUAACAGUGGCUUGUUUGUUUUCCCCCAAGUUAUACAUCAUUCUGAUACGUCCAGAGCGAAAUAUUAGACAAAGCAUGAUGCCGAUGAGAUACAGCGCCAUCAACAAAAGCUCAACAAACACCGGGUCUGGAAGUAUGAUGGCUGCUGUGAUGGUUACAGCAGCUACUUGCGAUCAAAAGCAGAACGUGCAGAAACAUGUUUCUCCUAUAGAAAAAGUAGAAGAUGAAAUAUUCUACAAACAACCCUGCACAAAGGACAGUAGCACCCAGACAAAUUCUGAUGCGCCCUACAACAUUACACCGGAUCUAACUUCUAAAAUUAACAACAACCACAAUAUCGGCAAUGGUCCGGCGACAAUGUCGCCAUCACCAAAAAUAAAAGAACUAGCAUCAUAGCAGAAGUCUGACAGCAGACCUUCAAGUUUGAAAAGGAAACCUAUUCAGGUGUGAACUCCAACUACGAGAAGUGUUGAAGAAGCCAAAGUUGAUGAAACUUUCUUUAGAAAAGGAAAAACUUCAGCGUGAUUUCAAUUGAAAUGAAAAUAUAAUACAUUUUAUUGAUGGUGCAAUCUGAGAAAAGAGUCUAUUCCAAAAUCAAGUUGAGUCAGAGAGGUGAUAACAAUACUUCGAUCUCACAAAUGUAUAUAAAACUUCCAAAGUUCAUGAACAGUUGGCGAAGCAUUUUGUUUGAACCAAAUGUCAUAUGAUAAUACCAGUUUGAUACUUAUUUACUCUUUGAAUAGUUGAUGGAGCAUUUUUUAGGCCAAAUGGCAUACUUAUCAACAAGUUUUGUAUUUUGUCUUAAAAAAAAAAGUAGUCAUGAAAACAGCCUCCAGAAAAGAGAUUUUGACUAAAUUGUAUAAUUUUCUGAAACAAAAUGACUGAGGCAGAUAAAUCUGAACAUUUAAAAUAAUAUUUUUGCCCAACGUUACCUAUAAGUAUAUAUUGUGGCAUAUUCAUGUGAUUAUAGUGACUAUUUCAUCAAUUGUGUCUUUCAUGUAAAUAUGCAUAUAACUCAUUUUUGUUAUACUUAACUGAUAUUUUACAAACUUGUACUGCAAGGAAAGUCUCAUCGAAAAGUCAAUAGAAAUAUUAGACCUGGGUUAGGAACAAAAGCCAGAUGUUUGCAUGUGAAACAUUUUUUAGCAAUUAGAAAAAUUUGUCAUAACCCUCAAUCUAUUCCAUCAUUGGAGUAUAUAUGGACAUGUUGCUGAGAAACCGAUUGAUAAAAUUGAAAGAUAGCAAAAAUAUGAUGGACUUCAUCAUAGAUUCCAAAUGGAAUAUUUCUGUAGACUUUUCACAUGAACAUAUUUAUAUAAUUGUUGAAGUGUACAUUGUAUCAUUCUACAGGGUAAGUUAAACGUUGAAUAUGUUGUGAAAAUGUUAAUAUUUCCAAGCUUGACUGAGCUAAGUGGUUUGACGAUACAUUUAUUUAUUUCUUGUAAGGCUCUCACACGUUUAAACUUUGUUCCAAUUAUAAAACAUUGUUUCCUAAAAGUAUAUCUAGUUACUUAAUUCAUUUUCAGUAAAAUUUUCUUUUUCAGCUUUGCAAACGAUUUUAUUGUCUGUAGAUAAUUUUAUUUGAAUAUUCUCCAUUUUUCAAAUUUGAAUACACUGAAAUUCAACUCAAAUGUUCACUGGAAUAUUCACAACCAUCGUCUGAUAUAUUUCCUUCGUAACUGAGAAGCGUAAUGAGAAGCCCAACCACAGUUUUAAUCCUUGUUAUAUCAGAUAUAAUGCAGCUCUCCCAGUAUUCUGAAAUUGAUACAGAUUUCCGCUGUUGAAACCAUUCACAAUGCCUUUCCUACUGACUCACACCAUAAUCAAACCGACUUGCCUUUAAAAAAUAACAUAAAUCUUGUCUGGUCGAAUGCAGAAAGCCGUCAUUCUUGGUUGACCUCAUCUACUCAGGGUACACGAUUUUUGAACCUAAUGAUCAUUCACUCAACGCUGUGAGGAAAAACAACAGCACAAAUAUAACAUUUGAAUUGUCAACAAGAAAACAUCUUCAUAAAAUAUAGUAUUAUGUCACAAAUUCAUUAAUACUGUAACAGUUCUUCUCAAUAAGAAAUGCUUCAAGUCUGGAAUCAAAGAUAUUAAUAUUUGGAGAUGUUUGGAUAGAGACAUCAAGGUGAUUAAAAACUUUGCAUCCCAAAUAUAAAUGAUUUUUUUUGUAUAGGUUAGUUCUGUGCACAGCAGGCACAAGAAGAUUUCUGGAUCUAGUGUCAUAUUGAUGAUCUGUUCUAUUGAAAAAUGUAUCUUUAUGUUUGUAUACAUAUAUACACAGUUCAUACAGAUACAAGCCUGUCAAAGUUAAAAUCUUUAGUCGCUUAAAAGCCUCUCUACAUGACUGCCUCCAAUUUAGUCCUGCAAAUUUUUGCACAGCGAAAACACGUGACCAAGAGGUACAUGUACUCCAGUCAAGAACACCAUAUCGCAAAUGACAUUUGAUGUUUGCAUAAUAAACGAUUAAUAGUAUGUUUUCGUGACACUGAUUUGAUAAGAACUUUAACGUACCUAGUACCUUUAAGGUACCUAAAUAUCUAAUCAGAAUUUGUACCAAUUUUAAAGUCGGUUUGUUGAACUUAUUUUUUGUGGAGUUCAAUAUGUCAAUAAAUAGUGAGCUUCCUAUUUUUUAUUGCUUGAAUAAAAACAUUUUUAUGCUGAAUUUUUGUUGAAUGUAUCGUCAAAGUUAAAUGGAAGUCAACUAGUGAAAUAUUGUUGAGUUUACGAACAAAAUUUGAUGAAAGUCCUUCAGGUCAUUUUUUGGCGUAAAUUCAACGAUUAUCAGUAGUAUGACAACGUGGCAGAAUUCAAUUUGCAUGAGCCCUUCGUUGAAAACUGUCACGAAACAUAGAAUGUCUUCUCAUCGCUCAUUAGUCCGAAAAAAUAUUCUUUAUUGUAAAGAGGAACGUUCAUGAUAAUCGUGAGAAUAUCUGUAUUUCGUAAAAAGGUAUAAUAUUUAUAUCGAAACAUACAUAUAUAAACAUCUUGUAAUAUGGUCCCAACUCAAAAUUGUUCACAUUUAUAAAUCGUUUGUUAUUCGCCUUACAUGUGAAAUUAUGUAAAAAAAAAAUAUAAAUAAAACUUCACAAAUAUGUAAUGAAUAAAAUGUAUAUGUAUUAUGUACCGGAAGUUCAACAAUAAAAAUGUGUAUGGAUAUUAUUGUUUUAUUUCACAUCUCUCAUUCAAUAUGUAUGAAGGUAAAAGCAAAGUUGAAAAGACUGUUGUCACACAUUGAUGAAUUAACCGCCGUUGCAUAUACAAACACGUUAGUUACGAGUCCAAAAAUAAUCAGAAGUGAAUAUUUUAACUGAUUUUUCUCAAUCUGAGAAACACAUUUGAAAUUUUUGAUAGUAACAGUUAAACUCUGAUCGUCACAUACGAAAUCAGU
This is a messenger RNA of Leptinotarsa decemlineata (Colorado potato beetle), 4525 nucleotides long. Its product is annotated as metabotropic glutamate receptor 2. Gene Ontology annotation, molecular function: G protein-coupled receptor activity. Gene Ontology annotation, cellular component: membrane. Gene Ontology annotation, biological process: G protein-coupled receptor signaling pathway. NCBI's taxonomy places the organism in Eukaryota, Metazoa, Arthropoda, Insecta, Coleoptera, Chrysomelidae. The record is from RefSeq and is a predicted model, not a curated record.